UCCUCCGCUUCCCAAAUCCUUCCAGGUGAAUCUCUCGAAAACACAAUCUCACCACAAUGGCCGAUGAAGAAGAACCUCUCUCUCAAUUCAACAUAUCAAAAGAGGAAACGGAUAAGCUAGUUGCAGAGGUGAUUAGAUUCAUACUAUUCAAGUCACACCAAAACUUAGGUUGUCCAAUUAAAAGAGAAGACUUGACUCAGAUUGUUACUAAGAACUAUAGGCAGCGUAAUCUCGCUACCCAUGUGAUCAAUGAAGCUAAGAACAAGCUUGCUAAUGUGUUUGGUUAUGAUUUGAAAGAGCUUCAACGCGCUCGGGUUUCGUCUAAUGCUCAAUCAAGGAUUCCUCAGUCACAGAGUUCUGUUGAUUCGAAGUCAUAUGUUCUUGUUAGUCAAUUGCCGAUCGAAAUGUUUAGGAAGUAUGUUGUGGAUGAAGCUACGAGUCCUAUGACUGGUUUCACGUUUGCGGUUCUUGCUGUUGUGCAGCUUGCGGGAGGGAAAAUCCCUGAAGAAACCCUUUGGCAUCAUUUGAAGCGAAUGGGACUGCAUGAAAAUGAUGAGCAUAAUCCUGUGUUUGGAAACAACAAGCAGACCCUGGAGACGUUAGUCCAACAAAGGUUCUUGCAGAAGGAGAAAGUUAGUGGCCCGGAGGGUAAUUCUCUGUUUUACGAUCUUGCCGAGAGAGCGUUGGAUCCGCAAGUCAGUGAGAAAAUAAAAGACUACAUUUCACAGAUCCUGAAGAAUGAUGUAGCAGUUGUAGACCUUGAUUAGUAGAAGCUUUAGCCUUGAGAGACUAACCAAACAGAUUGGUUCAACAAGUCUUUAACUUAUGUAUUUUGUAAGAUUGCCUUAAUUAUCUAAUGUAUGUGAAGCUACUUUGGCAAA
Molecule: messenger RNA, 881 nt
Organism: Capsella rubella
Lineage: Eukaryota; Viridiplantae; Streptophyta; Magnoliopsida; Brassicales; Brassicaceae
Product: melanoma-associated antigen 8
Exons: 6
Coding region: 57-767 (236 amino acids)
Cellular component (GO): nucleus
Source: RefSeq, a predicted model, not a curated record